Penicillium waksmanii is the source of this 975-nucleotide messenger RNA. RefSeq names its product fungal specific transcription factor domain-containing protein. Gene Ontology annotation, molecular function: DNA binding; zinc ion binding. The coding region runs from base 1 to 975 and encodes 324 amino acids. The transcript has a single exon. NCBI's taxonomy places the organism in Eukaryota, Fungi, Ascomycota, Eurotiomycetes, Eurotiales, Aspergillaceae. The record is from RefSeq and is a predicted model, not a curated record. Gene Ontology annotation, biological process: DNA-templated transcription.
AUGGCCAGUAUCGCGGCUGUGAACGAAGGAAACCUUCCAUCUUGUGGUCAAUUCGUUCUAAAUGCUUUCCUAGCGGCAACAAUUAGAUUCGGUGACAGGAAAAUCCUUCGCACUUACGGAAUACAUUCAAAGGAGCGAGCAUUCGAUUUUUUCUACUCGAAUGCAAAGGUUAGGGCUGAUUCCCAUACUUCAACAUCACAACUAAUCAAUGCGCAGUCUCUUUUCCCUCCACAGAUGAACGAAAGGUCUUAUAAAACAAUACAAGGACUGCUUUUAAUGGGCUAUUGCGAGACGAAUUCUUCACAAGAGACCUUUUUCUGGUUAGGCAUGGCACAUGCUGUUGCGGUUUCACUCCGGUUAGACAACGAAUCAACCAACAUCCCCCAGCCGGAGAGAGGGCUUCGAAAAAGGCUAUGGUGGUGCCUCUUUAGCCAACUUACGCUGUUGGAAUUCACGACAGGGAGCGCACCAUAUAUUCAGAUGCAGCAUGCUACGGUCUGUGUCUUAAAUGAUGAAGAUUUUGAACACAUAAUUCCCUGUGUGCUGUUAGAAGAUGUGAGAAAAUUUGCCAAUCAUCACAAUGGUCGUGGGCCUCUCGGUAUCGGAAGUCAGUUUUUAAAUUUGUUGGACUUUUUUCAAACACAGCAAGGGUUUUCAAGUGCCAAGUUUAGCAAAAAUUUGGGUAUUAGGUGGGGAAUCAAGGCUCCUCCCCACAGGACCCACGGCGCGUGCAAUCAUACGGAAUCCGGCAGAGACAGUCUGUUAGCGGAGAGCCUCGAGACAGAAAUACAGAGUUGCACAUUUGUACCGCCAGAAGAUGAUCCAGAAAAUGCGGAUCUGCUUUACGGCAUGGAACAAAAGCUGUUUGACUCAAUCUUUGCAUCAGGGGAAAAUAUCUCAAAGAACGAAAGAUUGGAUUUAUACCAGCCUCAAGAUUAUUUUGGCGAUAGCGGGCCAGCGAAUGAGGUACUGUAA